Molecule: messenger RNA, 531 nt
Organism: Pistacia vera
Lineage: Eukaryota; Viridiplantae; Streptophyta; Magnoliopsida; Sapindales; Anacardiaceae
Product: secreted RxLR effector protein 161-like
Exons: 1
Coding region: 1-531 (176 amino acids)
Source: RefSeq, a predicted model, not a curated record
AUGGCAGGUGCAAAACCUGUUACUAUGCCACUGGCCAGUCAUUUCACAUUGAGUAAGUCACAAUGCCCUAGUACUGAAUCUAAACAGAUUAGGAUGGAACAUAUACCAUAUGCAAAUGUGAUAGGAUCCCUAAUGUAUGCCAUGAUUAGCACUAGGCCUGACUUAGCCUUUGCAAUAUCCUUACUCAGUAGGUAUAUGUCAAACCCUGGUAUGGAACACUGGAUUGCCUUAAAAUGGGUUCUUAAAUACGUAAAUGCUACAUUAAAUGCUGGGUUGUAUUACUGUAAAAGGACUACUUCACUUGAGUUGGUUGGUUUUGUAGAUGCUGAUUUUGCAGGUGACAAGGACACCAGAAAAUCAACCACUGUGUACUACUUCACUUUAGGUGGAAACUACAUCAGCUGGAAAUCUCAGUUACAACCGAUAGUUGCAUUAUCCACAAUAGAGGCUGAAUAUGUGGCUGUGGCUGACAUAUUCAAAGAAGCUAUCUAUUUUAAAGGAAUUCUCAGUGAAGCGAAAUUGACAAAUUAG